AACAACUUUAAUUACAUUUACGUUUAAUUUGCAACAGGUUUUAGAUUGAGCGACAAUCCACUGAAAAUGGUCAGAGCUGGCCAGAUAAUACUUUUGACUCAGCUUUUGGUCAUUGCUGGCGGCACAGAUCUGAGGAAAGCCGAUGAUUAUGUCGAUAAUGAAGUCAGCCCAGCCGAGGUGGCAUUAUCGUUCCCCCGAGUAUCGCGGAAAAGCACCGCAUACGACGGGAACAUUGAGAAGAUCGACGUCAAAUGCGAUACGUCGAAUGGUAUGAUAGUCGAAGUGGAAUUCGCUGAGAUCUUUAAUGGAGUGAUAUACAGCCAAGGAUAUUACAAUGAUCCCAAGUGCAGAUAUGUGAGCGCUGGAAGUAAUGAGCGUCGAUUCGUUUUCAAAGUGCCCUUCGAUGGCUGUGGCAGCAAGCCAUCCUGUUCUAUAUGCGCUUCUGUGGACAAUAUUCUAAUCAUACAGAACGACCAGGAUAUUCAAGAGAGCUGGGACACGGCACGCAAGAUCACAUGCAGUCGCAGCGAUGAACAGGAGAAGACUGUGUAUUUUCGGCCAUUUGUUGUCGACAUGCUGGAGGUAAUAUCGGUAGAGACUCCAAGCGGUCCAGUUGAGUGCUGGAUGGAGAUAGGCACAGGUCUCCCACCGAAUAUCAAGCCAAUUAACUAUACUUUAAAGCUGGGCACGGAUAUAACAUUUACUAUAAAUGUCAAACAGACAACACAGACCUGGGAUAUUAACAUCUUGCAAUGCUAUGCUUCUGAUGACCCUGAUUUCGAUACAGGCACCGCAAACAAAUUGCAGCUUUCCGAUAAAAAUGGAUGCUCUUUAAAGACAAAAGUAUUUGGGCAGUGGAAGAAAUUUGAGUCAUCUUCUGGCCAAACGUUAACUUAUUAUAAUACGCUUAAAGCUUUCAAGUUCCCCGAUCGAUCUCAGGUGUACUUAAAAUGUGAUAUUGAACUGUGUAAUGGCGCUUGCGAAAAAAACUUCGCUUGCGGAGAGGAGUUAAUAGAGCCAGCCAAGCCACGUUGUUCUGCUGGCUCAACAGAGCCCGAUUGUCAGCCAGGAACGAUUCGCCCCCCAGCAACGACAAAGACACCAAGGUGCUAUCCGGGCUCGACUGAUCCCCGUUGUCCUCAAGAGCCAAAGACAACAGUCUCACCUAACUGCUAUCCUGGAUCACGAGAUCCUCGUUGUCAACAAGAGCCAAAGACGACAGCUGCACCAAACUGUUAUCCUGGAUCACGAGAUCCUCGUUGCCCACGUGAGCCCAUAACUACAGAAAUACCCCGUUGCCUGCCUGGAUCGACAGAUCCCGCAUGCCAGCCAGCGACUUACCUUCCUCCAACUACACGACGUCCACCUGUAACGACAACUACGCCAAGAUGUUAUCCAGGCUCACCUGACCCUCGUUGUCUCCAGGAACCGAAGACGACAGCAAGACCUAACUGUUAUCCCGGAUCAACCGAUAUUCGUUGUUCACAGAGUUUAGUAACAUCAACUGUGUCUCCAGAUACAACCCCUAUUUAUUGUUAUCCAGGCUCUGUAGAUCCCCGCUGUCCAGAUACCUAUAAGGGCUCAACGCCCAUCCCGGCAACGUAUUUGCCACCAUUGAGCGACCCGGGUUACGACAGGACAGUUAGAGAUGCGAAGAGCCAAUUCUUUAAUGAGAUUAACAAAUUGGCGAUAACGAAUAAUAAUAUUUUUGAGUUAGACGAUGAUGAGGAUGUUGAGCCAGUGCGAGUAAAACGUGAUCUAAGCGAUUCAGAUAUAGAUCCAUUAACUUCCACCGAUCAAGGCGAUGAUCUUUUGUCAAGAAAAAUAAUGAAGCGCGAAUUCAAUGAACAACAACCAGAGCGGGAAGUCAUUUCCUUCACUCUUGGCAUUCGGACCGCUAUCAAAGUGAAUUAGCCAGAGUGCAACAGUGCCAGCAAAUGAACUCUCUCGCAUUUAGGUUAUUGCUUAAACAUGUAUUAUGCCUGCAUAUUUAUAUUUUACUAUUAAACGUAUUCAUUCAAACAUA
Messenger RNA from Drosophila navojoa, 2026 nucleotides. It is a transcript of the gene zye, whose product is annotated as zona pellucida domain-containing protein zye. The record is from RefSeq and is a predicted model, not a curated record. Lineage: Eukaryota; Metazoa; Arthropoda; Insecta; Diptera; Drosophilidae.